AUGUACUCAAUCAGAAGCAUGCCUACCAUAGCUCAUCGGGAGCAACGAGAAGAAAACGGAGUGGAAGAUAUGACACAGCUAGAGGAAAUGGAUGAAGGGGCUGUUCUGCUGAACCUGAACAAGAGAUCUGAGAGGGAGCUUAUUUAUACAUACAUAGGUAGCAUUUUGGUGUCCGUGAACCCUUAUAAGAUGUAUAACAUCUACGGGACGGACAUGGUGCUGCUGUACAAGGGUCGUGCACUGGGAGAGAACCCUCCGCACUUGUUUGCCAUAGCAAACGCUGCUUAUUCCAAAAUGAUGGAUGCCAAACACAACCAGGUCAUAAUAAUCAGUGGGGAGAGCGGAUCAGGAAAAACAGAGGCCACCAAACUAGUCCUUCGCUACUUAGCAGCAAUCCACCACACAAGCAAUAUUUCACAGCAGAUUGAGAUACUUGAGGCAGCUCCCCUGCUGGAAUCUUUUGGAAAUGCCAAAACAGUUCGGAAUGACAAUUCCAGUCGCUUCGGGAAGUACAUAGAGGUCUAUCUGGAGGAUGGUGUGAUCAGUGGUGCCAUAACCUCUCAGUAUCUGCUGGAAAAGUCACGGAUUGUCUUCCAGGCCAAAGACGAGAGGAACUAUCACAUCUUCUACGAGAUGUUGGCGGGUCUUCCCGCACAGCAGAGGCAGGCUUUCUACCUACAGGAAGCUGAGACCUACUAUUACCUCAACCAGGGAGGAGAUUGUGGGAUAACAGGGAAAAACGAUGCAGAGGAUUUCCUGCGUCUGCGUGCUGCCAUGGAGAUCCUUCACUUCACCCCUGAAGACCAGUCAGCCAUCUUUAGAGUUCUUUCUUCCAUACUGCACCUGGGCAAUGUCUACUUUCAGAGAUAUGAGGCUGAUGGCCAGGAGGUGGCGUCAGUGGUGAGCGCUCAGGAGAUCAGGGUGGUGGCAGAGCUGCUGCAGAUCUCCCCAGAAGGACUGCAGAAAGCCAUCACCUACAAAGUCACAGAGACGAUGAGGGACAAAAUCUACACACCACUGACUGUGGAAAGUGCAGUUGAUGCCAGAGAUGCUGUUGCCAAGAUCCUUUAUUCGCUGCUCUUCCACUGGUUAACAGAGAGGAUCAACGCUCAGGUGUACCCCCGCCAACACACCGUCUCCAUCUCCAUCCUGGACAUUUAUGGAUUUGAGGAUCUGGCCUUCAACAGCUUUGAGCAGCUUUGCAUUAAUUAUGCCAACGAGUAUCUUCAGUUCUUCUUCAACAAGAUCGUUUUCAGGGAGGAACAGGAGGAGUACAGCAGGGAACAGAUCUCCUGGCAGGACAUCCCAUUCAGUGACAACCAGCCCUGCAUUGACCUCAUUGCUGCAAAGCCUCAUGGGAUACUGAGGAUUCUGGAUGAUCAGAGCUGUUUCCCACAGGCGACAGACCACACUUUCCUCCAAAAGUGUCACUAUCACCAUGGCAACAACCCCCUGUAUCAGAAGCCAAAGAUGCCCAUUCCAGAGUUCGCCAUCAAGCACUUUGCUGGCCGAGUAACCUACCAGGUGUACAAGUUCCUGGAUAAGAACUAUGACCAAGUGCGCCAGGAUGUCCUGGACCUGUUUGUGCAGAGCAAGAACAAGAUGGUGUCAAAUCUCUUCCUGGUCCAAGCAGAGGUCAUAGGUCAGCAGAGAGGGGGUCACAUGAGAAAGAGCAGCACGGUCACAAGAAAAUACCAAGCUCCCACCGUCAGCAACAAGUUCCAACAGUCUCUGCUGGAGCUGGUGGAGAAGAUGGAGAGGUGCAACCCCUUUUUUGUGCGCUGUAUUAAGCCAAAUAACAUGAAGCUACCAGGAGUGUUUGAGGGCGAGCUGGUCAGCAACCAGCUGAGACACUCAGGGAUCCUAGAGACCAUCAGGAUCCGUAGGGUGGGAUACCCUGUCAGAAUGCCAUUCUACGUUUUCCUGUUCAGGUAUAAAUCCCUGGUGGGGUUACGAGAGCCUCCAGCGGCGAAUGGAGAGAACUGUGUGAUAAUGCUCAGUAAGCUGUGUCCUCUGAGACCAGGAGCCUUCCAUGUUGGAGUCACAAAGCUGUUUCUAAAGGAGGACAUCUACCAGUUGUUGGAGUGCAAACGUGAGCGCACCCGUCAGCUCGCUGCCCUCACGCUGCAGCGGUACAUUCGCAUGUUCUUCGUCCGAAGACGCUUUACGGCCUUCCGCAACAGGGUCAUCCGUCUGCAGGCGCAGUGCCGAGGCUUCCUCGCAAGGAGGCGCUAUGUAAAAAUGAGGGAGAGUCUGGUUCGAUUCCGCUCUCUGGUCCACAUGUAUGUCAACCGCAAGCAAUACAUCAAGAUGAAGUUUGAGGCCCAGAGGAAAGCUGAAGAGGAGAGGAAGAGGAGAGAAAUGGAGCUGACCAGGCGGGAGGUUGUGAACGUCACACACUUGGUGAUUCCCGCUGAGCUGGGAGCAUUACUGCAGACAGCAGGAGUCAGGAGGGAGUUACACUCAGACUGUUUGGCUCUGCUCCAAGCUCCUCACAUCCAAGAGGAGGCUCAGCUCACUCUGCCUCUGGACAUCAACAACUACCUUUUCUACCGCUACGUACAGAUCCACUUCAGGGAGCCAAAGUUGGGAAUGUUGAUGGCACCUUUAGAAACGCCUCUGACCCGUGUAGAAGAGGACUUGAGGGGGGAAGCUCUGGAGCUCUUCAACAUGGUUUUGCGCUUCAUGGGGGACCCUCACCUGAACGGGGCACAGGAGAACAUGUUUGGGAAUUACAUCAUCCAAAGGGGCCUGUCGUCGCCAGGGUUACGGGACGAGAUCCUGGCUCAGGUGGUCAACCAGGUGUGGAGGAACAUGAACUCCGAAAAUGCUGAGAGAGGCUGGCUGCUGUUGCUGGCGUGUGUCUGCAGCUUCUCCCCGUCUCCCAAGAUGGACAAAUAUCUGCUGAAGUUUGUGUCGGACCACGGCCCUGCUGGUUGCCAGGCACUGCUGCAACAUAGACUCAUCCAAGCCAAUCAGAAGAUACAGCUCAGCUCAAGCUCCGCCCCAGAGUCUGCUCGGACCUACCCUCUGUCAUUGCUGGAGUGGACGGCCAAUAGAAAGAAGGCUAACAUGGUGUUGCAGGUGCACUGUUUUGAUGGAGGAUCAUUUCUGUGUCCUGUUCACUCCUGGACCAGUGGAGAGGAUUUAGCAGGCAACAUACUGCGCCACAGGGGAGUGUCGGACUGGUGGAGGGGUAGUUCAGUUCUGAUGAAGGAGCACGGCCAGUGGGUGGAGUUAGCUGGUCACGACUAUGUGAUGGACCUGAUCGCAGACUUGGAGCUUCCUCCUGACUUCCCAAAGCAGAAGAGCUACUUCAUCAUCAGCUCCGACGACCCUGCCAGAGUCCGAGCCAACGCCAGCCUUGCUCUGUUUGGCAGUGGCUUUGACUCUGAUGAGGAACUUCCUCUCAGCAGCAGACCAGCCUACAGUCUGCCCGAUUCAGACGGUUACUUCAGUCACGUUGAGUCAGAUGCAUUCAGUGACAGUCAGACUCAGCGAGGGAUGGACCGCUACCUGGACAGUCUGUUUGACCCUGUGCUGUCAGACAGCAGCAUAGACAUGGAAAAAACUGGAAGCCUGUCAGCGAGGAUGAAGGGAGGAGGAGGUGUAGGCAUUAACGGAGGAGGAGGAGAGGGCGGGAGUCAGACAACUCACAGCCGGCCUUAUCCACCUGGAAUACAUCCCGGAGGAACGGAGCAGACAGUACUGACUCAACAGCAACAGGCCAUCAUCAACCAGCAAGCUAUCAUUCUGGCCCAGCAGAUGACCAUGCAGGCCAUUGCCAUCCAGCAGCAGAUGUUGUCCGCCUUCCCCCCUGUUGCUCCGGCCCCUCAGUCUCCACCCUCACAGUAUCAUCACACACACUCUCACACACCCAGCCCAACCAAAGACAGAGAGGAGUCGCCGUACAAGCCUGCUGCUGCUCAGAGAAAAAUCAGUCCGACACGAGGCCCCCCUCAGGAAGACGUGGUGCAAUCCAGUGCGAGUAACGCUGAGCGCAUUGAUCCCAGCCACGACAUCAAAGAUAUCAUCAAGCAGCACCACCCUGCAGGGCCUACCGCUUCUAAUACUGGACCUGCUGCACAGAGGAAGGCUGAUGGAAAAAUGUUUGCAAAGAAGCCAGACCCGCAUGAUGAAGCAAUGGAAAUCCUUAAAGAUCAGAUGGCAAACCCACCUCUACCAACUCAAAGGAAGCCUCAAUCCUUCCAACGUAAAGAAGAGGGUGGACUGAAGGUUUCCAAGACGAUCAAGCCUCGCCCUCAGGGUCCAGCCAGUUCCAACAUAAACCCCGCUCUUCCUCCAGUGGCCAGAGAGUUGCCGGUGGAGGAGGAGAUCAUUCAGACUCAGCUCCACAGCCGGACCAGUGAUGAAUAUUACACGUACUCCAACGUCCCCUGGAAACUCUACAUGAGGAAAGAGGUUUUCUAUCCAAAAGAGACCUUUAACAAUCCUCUGAUUCUGGACCUGAUCUUCAGACAGGUUGUACACGACACCUUCUCCGAGGCCUGCGUUCGCAUCACCCUGGAGGAGAGGCAGCAGAUGAAAGCUUUCUUUGCUGAAAACAAGGUGGAUCAGGUUUCAGGAACACACGAUGAGAAUGUGAAGAAGAAAGUCGCCGCCAUGGCCAGAGACUCAUGGGAGAUUUACUUCUCCCGCCUCUUCCCGGCAUCUGGCAGUGUAGGGACAGGGGUGCAGGUGCUGUCAGUGUCUCAUAAAGGCAUCAAGCUGCUGAAGAUGGUGAGAAGCAGCUCGGCCACCCCGGACUAUUUCAGAGUGCUGAGGCCUUACAGCUAUUCGGAUAUCCUCUUCGUGUCCAUCCCGUCUAAAAACAUGCUGGAGUUCAACCUGACCAAUGAGAAGCUGAUCCUGUUCUCAGCCAAGGCCCCGCAGGUCAAACACAUGAUCGACCACUUCCUCACAGAGAUAAAGAAGGACUCCGAGUACAUGGUGGCGGUGAGGAACUACAUCACUGAGGACAGGAGUCAGCUCAGCUUCCAUAAAGGAGACAUCAUCAGACUGCAGCACAUGGACGGGCUGGAGGCCGGCAAACGUUACGGCUGCAUAGUGAGGAAGAAGGUCAUGCUGCUGGAGGAGCUAAAGAAAGACACUCCAGAGUUUGGCUGGCGUUUUGGGGCUGUGUACGGAAAAUCAGGAGUUUUUCCGAGCGAGUAUGUGCACCCUGUGGCAGCUCCCGACUUCCUGAUCCUCCCCGCGGAGCGCGUGGAGCCUCGAGACAGACAGGGGCGAGUGGCUGCAUCGGCUGCUGUUGCCGUAGCGAUGGGCUCAGCAGUAGCUGCCCAUGAGCUGGACCUCUCCAUGGAGGUAGUGAAUGAGAUUUAUGGAGACAGCAUGAGCAGCGAACUGGAUGAUCUGCCUCUCCAUAGCAGCCAGUACCACAUGGUGGAGUUUGCCAAGAAGUACUUCAGAGAGGCACAGAGGAACAGAAGUGAUCAGAAAGCCAAAAAGGGGAAGGAGGGCAGGGACCCCGCUGACAUGGUGAAAUUCUCCAAGUCUCCAAUCCAGGAGUCUCUUAUCGACUUCUCUGACAGCGGGAUGAACAGAGUCGCUGCUGACAUCUUCAUAGCUAUAAUGAAGUUCAUGGGAGACUUUGCACUGAAAGGUCAGACUGAACAGGACCUGGUAACCACUAUACUGAAGUUAAGUGGCGACCACGGCCUUAUAAAGGAUGAAGCGUACUGCCAGGUGAUGAAGCAAGUCACCUCUAACACCAGCUCCAAACCGGACAGUUGUCAGAGAGGAUGGAGGCUGUUGUACAUCCUGACGGCUUUCCAUCGCUGCUCAGACGUCAUGAAGUUGUUUCUGUUGAAGUUCCUGCAGGAUGCCUGCGAGAGCCCCGGGAUGCAGUACCAAGGUAUUGCCAAGGCAUGUGAGCAGAAUCUGAGAAGGACUUUUCAAUAUGGCGGACGCACGCAGCAUCCCAACAGCAUGGAGCUUAAAGCAAUGCUGGCUGGCCGAAGCUCUAAGAGACAACUAUUCCUGCUGCCAGGUGGAAUCGAAAGGCACCUGAAAAUCAAGACGUGCUCUGUUGCCUUGGAUGUAAUCGAGGAGCUUUGCUAUGAGAUGGGACUCCACAGGGUGGAGGCUUUAGAUGAAUACGCCGUCUUUCUGGUCACACACCGAGGUCAGAACGUGCGUCCCCUGAACAAGCGCGAGUACAUCCUGGACAUCGCUACAGAAGCGGAACCAGUGGAUGCCAACUACAGCCUGUGGUUCAGGAGAGUCAUCUGGAGUCUGCCUCUCAAACUUGACAACGAACUUUACGUCACCAUGCACUACAAUCAGGUGUUGCCAGACUACCUUAAGGCCUUGAUGAGUGUGGUCCCUCUGGGGAAGGCCAGUGAUCAGCACCUGCAGCAGAUCGCCAGACUGGCCGCCCUACAGCACCGUGCCAAAGACACCAUCUACCUGCCCACCCUCCGUGAGGUGCAGGAGUGUGUCCCCCCACCGUUCUACGGCAAGCAGGGCUCGCAGCCGUGGCUGAAUAUGACAACUCAGCACAUGCAGCAUGUCCAGCCCUUAAACCCACACCAGGCCCGGGCACAGUUCCUUGGUCUGGUCAGUGCUUUCCCCAUGUUCGGCUCCUCCUUCUUCUACAUCCAGAGCUGCAGCUCAGCCUCCGUCCAGGCGCCGUGCAUCUUGGCUGUGAAUCUGAACGGCCUGCACUUUCUUAACAAGGAUACUCAUGAGGCCAUGGUGAGAUUCCCUUUAAAGGAGGUCCAGUCAACUCGCACCCAGAGACCAACUUCGGGCUCAAGUUAUCCAUAUGUGGAGAUCAUGUUAGGCGACCUGCUCAACCAACGCAUCACACAACUACAGCUGGAGCAGGGUCUGGAGCUGUGCCGAGUCAUUGCCAUGCACAUGGAGAACAUGUUGUCGGUCAGAGAAAAGAGACUCACUUUGCCACCAAGUGAAAUCACCCUUCUAUAGCACAAACAUGUACAUGCACACAGAGAGAGAUUAUAUUGUAUGCCUUAUAAAUGUACUGUAUCUACCUCUAUUUGAAAGUAGAAUAUUUUGAUAUGUAAAGGUUAUAUUUGUUUAAUAUUACACUGAAUGGAUGGUGACGAUGUUGAACAGACUGCCGCUACAAUUAUUUUCUCGAUGUUUAGUCAGUGAAAUAUCAGAAAAGGUUGAACAUUUUAAUCAUAUCCCUAAAGCCAAAUUUGAUAGGUUUAAAAGUUUAGAUUUAACAUUUAAAAUUAGAAGCCUCGGACGAGUCCCUGAUAAUCAGGGUUUGAAACUUACAAAGACAAAUACUCCCAUUUUUUUAAAAGUGGAAAGUCAUAUUUUGAAAAAUGAUCCCCUCAGAUCCCAUAACUGUUUUUAGUUUGACCUUUUAAGCCAAAACUGUUUAAGACCCUAACUGCCAUGGCUGCUUCACAGAGAAGAGAUUAUAACUUCUCCACUUAAAAAGAAUGAAACAACCUGAUAAGCUUUUGUUUAAAUGUGGAUUUUUCACAGUACAAUAGAAGAGACCCUGCUGUAGUCAGCUACAGAAAAACGGAUUUAUGCAACACUGAGAGAAAAACUAUGAAGCUAAACAAUAGCCUUGUCCUCUUUCAGUAACCCACAUACAUCAUUCGUGAACUAAAUCCAUUUAUUAACAAAGCUGCAUUACCAUUUAAAUUUAAAACAAGAAAAAGCAACAGGUGAUAAAAUGAACUUUAAUCUUCAUCCCAUUACAUCAAGGAAAGGAAACCGAUGAAAUGGAUUUAAAGGCCACAUGACUCUUUGCACUUACAUUUUUUUAACCAUGCAUAUAUACUUUUUGUAUUAUAGCUGUUGUAUGUAAUAAUGCUUGUGAAAACAAUAAAGUUUGUACAAAUCAC
Labrus mixtus (cuckoo wrasse) is the source of this 7853-nucleotide messenger RNA. It is a transcript of the gene myo15aa, whose product is annotated as myosin XVAa. Bases 1 to 6951 code for a protein of 2316 amino acids. Gene Ontology annotation, cellular component: myosin complex; cytoskeleton. The transcript is spliced from 64 exons. Gene Ontology annotation, molecular function: cytoskeletal motor activity; ATP binding; protein binding. Lineage: Eukaryota; Metazoa; Chordata; Actinopteri; Labriformes; Labridae. The record is from RefSeq and is a predicted model, not a curated record.